AACACCCUUCGGUUUGGGGUUAUCGAGUGCACGUUUGCAUUUUACCGGCAGAACUUGUUGUUUUUCGCCUUAUAAAAGAGAGAAUGCGUUGAUACGUUUUACCAGUCUGGAGCAAUGGGUCUUGCUAUGAAUGUGCUCACCGCCUUACUGGUGUUCAUCGCUGCAGCAAGCGCGAUACCAGCACAUUUUCCUCACGGAAAAACCUUGCACUAUAAAUACUAUGGUGACGUUAAGGCAGGAAUUAUAGAACUGGCACCAUACGCGUCUCAAUUUGGCCUUAAAAGUGAUCUUUACAUAAAACAUUACACUAGUGAUCCAUUAUUAAACAAUGCUUACUAUGUAACACUACAGAACUGUACAUUUGGUCUGUAUAAUGGUAAGGCAGUGCAUAGCGAUAUGGUCGGUCAUUUUCUUCCGAUCGCUGAAGAUGCUAAGGCGAUUGAAAAACCAUUUUUGAUAGUCUACGAUGACAACUUCAAGUUUCAAGGAAUAAAAUUCCAAAACGAAGAGCCAAGAUGGUCGAAAAAUAUAAAACAAUCUAUAGCUUCGAUACUUCAAUUAAAUGUUCCUUUGAUAUCAUCCUCAAAAGCUUUCGUAAUGCAAGAGAAUACAAUUCACGGUAACUGUCAUGUUACCUACAAUGUCCAUCUGAAAGAUCGGCAGAAAUCCAAUGUUUUCGUCGUAACAAAGUUUUACGAGCCAGCGAAUUGUACCAACUUCGUUCAAAAAGUUUUCGAUCAAGUAGAAUGCGAUAAAUGUUACGUCGAACCGGAGAAUCCUAUGUCUACCGCAAGCCGAAGAGUUUUCGAGAUAGAAGAGCAAGGACAGGAAAUAGUCAUAACUAAAUUAAUUGGUCACGGUGUCAUAAACUAUUUCCCUUGGCAAGCUAGAUCUGAAGCUCAUUAUCUGUUGAACAAUCAAACUUUUAUUCUAGAGACUGUGACAGAAAUGGACUUGCCUGUUGUUGAUUUUCAAAAGAGUCCUCUUAUAACCGACAUUAGCUUCAAACUUUCAAACAAAUCGGAUAUUAUUACUAGCCAAGAUCUUAUUCAAGAAAGAAGUAAAAUUAAUGCUGAGUCACUCGUUAUGAAAGUGAAGACAAUGUUGAUCGAAGCAUCGAAUUAUCUGAAAGAAUAUCGUGUAGAAAUGGAGGAACCCAAUUGGAAACAUGAGCAAUUAAUCAACAGAAUUCAUCAAACGAUGUUGAGUAUGGAUCUUAAGUUGUUCGAAGAGUUAUAUUAUUCGAUACAAAAUUUAGAAGACGUUAACGUCAGAAAUAUCUUCCUUCAAAUUGUACCAACCGUUGGUACCGUCGACAGUUGUAUUUUCAUAAAAAAUGUUAUCUAUAAUUCUCAAAGUCUAAAUAUCAAAGUCUCUGAUAUCAAUGCCAUUACGAUGCUUCAUAAAUUGCCAAUGUACGUGAAAUCACCAAACGUACAACUUCUUGAGGAUAUGGAGGUUCUCAUCGAUGUUAAGCCCAAUGUAAAUAUGGAUGUUAGGGUUGCUGGAAUAUUAUGUUUCUCUACAUUGAUUCACAAAACUUUCAAGGACAAAAUAAUCGAUAAUGCGCUAAUAGAAAAAUAUCUUAAAAAAAACUUCUACGAACAUAUUAAGACCGAAACAACGUAUUACAUGAAAAUGGUUUACUUGAUGGCGAUGAAGAACGUACAACUACAAUGUGUCCAUGUAAUUCUGGAACCCAUAAUCCGUGGAAAAGAAAUCAUCUCCGAGAAACCUUAUCACAUACGUACAGCAGCUAUUUGGGCUAUUGAAAAAACGAUACAGAACGAUCUCCAAUAUGGCUAUAAUUUACUUUGGCCUGUUCUCGCGAACACCAGUUUACCAUUGACCGUCAGAAUUGCUGCUUAUAAUGUUUUAAUUAAUCAAUUGCCAUAUAUGGGACGUUUCAUGAAUAUUUAUUGGUUUAUGGUUUAUGAAAAGAACGAACAUCUCUACAAUUAUCACGUGACGACUAUCAAAGGUCUAUCAAAUUCCGUCGAUCCUUGUCUCCGUCCAAUUCGAGAAAUGGCUAGAAAGAUUUUACGCUUUACUAGGAUGAGAUCAGUCUAUGGUUCUCUUUCUGCUAAUUAUCUUGUGGAUUAUGUUUACCCCAAGUAUGAAUUUGGUGAAACUGUGAAAACUUCUCUUAUUCUCAACGAAAUUACAGGAGUACCGCAUGUUGGUUCCGUCCAAUAUAUCCAUAUGUCCGCACGCAAACGUGUCCCUAUUGUGGGAAUUUAUUGGAGCGUCAAUGGUUUGGAUGAAAUCAUGAACAUGAUUAAUAAACAAUGGAGUGGUAACAUUAUGGAAAUUAUUAAUGAUGAAAAUGUUAUAAAUAUUCUUAAAAAAACAGCCAAGGAUAUGCCUGUCAAGGAAAAUAUUUACGUAGAUCUUGCAAUAACAGUAAACGAUCAAGUAGUCCAGACUAUUCAUUUGGACAAAGAUAAUUGGAUGACAAUCUUUGAUAAAGUCAAAGAUUGGAAGAAUAUCAUUUCCAAUGUUAAUGUCAAUGUACUGGGUGUCAUAUACGAUACGUUCUACGAAAUGUAUGUACCUACAGAUAUGGGCCUUGAAGCUGUACUUACUACGAAAAUACCAGUUCUGCUAUCGGCAAAAUUGAAUACUGUUUCAAUCAAAGAUAAUGUACCUCUAAAUAUGAAUCUCAAAUUUGAUACUCAUUUGUGGAAACAUGGUGAAUACGUUAUGUCAAUGUAUAAUCCUAUCGUUGAUAUUUGGCACUCCAUUCGUAGAGUUACCACUAAAGAUAUCAAGAUACCCGCUGCUAUGAAUAUUUUUUACAAUAACGAAACGUCCAAUGUCAAACUUACCUUUAAAAUGAACGAAUUUUUGAACCUUGGAGCAUUAUCUUACGUGAAGAAUUAUGUUACUAUUACCGAAGACGAAGAAGAUAAAUUGAAGAAGAGUUGUGAUACUUGUAAACAUUACGAAGUUGUCACCAAGGGUGAUAACUAUAAGAAAACUUACGAUAAUACUUACGAAUUGAAGGGCACUGGUCUUCAAUAUUUCAUGACGACUUUCGAUUGCGAGAAUAGUAAUACACCUGCUACUAAGGAGAUUGAAUGGAUGCAAGCAUUCUCAUCGGAAAACAAAAAUACUUGGAAUAACAAGAUUAUACAAUUCAUCAUGGGACUUCGUCAACAUUCCUAUGUUAAUUUCAUUUCUCCUGAAAUGGGGACUUGUGGAUCUAUUGUCAUGAUCAAACCUAAAAUCACAGAUCCAUGCUCGAACAUCGUUUUUAACGUGUGGGUCAAUAUUAAAGAUUUAGAUCAUGUGGUUAAAAAAAUGCAUGUUCUUAGCAGCAAGAAAAUAAACAUCCAUGGUACCUUAGAUGUUGUAGAAGUUUGCACCAACACGAUUACUCAUUCGUGGGACCUUAACUUUAACUUUGAAUCUAAUCCAACUCAUAUUAAUAACAAUCUCAAAGUACAGAUUACACGAACUGCACCAGGAGAGAAGAAGCUCAAAAUUUGCAUAGAUGGACAGAAAAAUUAUCCGGUAUUUAAUAGCGAUUAUUUAAAAGUUGGCGAGAUCAAAGAAGAAACCAAUACUAAAGUUACCGUUACUAUGGAUAUGACUGAAAAGGACGAAUGCGUUAGCGACGAAAUGGUAAUAAAAAUGACGAUAAAGGGAGAAAUGAGCGAGGAACAAAAGGAACAGAUGGCUCACGAUAAUGUAAACGGUGCUUGCGCUAAAGAUGUUCAAAAUCCACUUAUCACUACUCAGCAAGGACACGUUCCUAAGACUUGGAACUGUUUACAUAGAAGUAUCCUUUAUUCGACUAUGAGAAAAUAUAGUAUGAAUGUUACUUAUAAACAGGUUCCUCAAAGUAUAAUAUCCAAAAUGAUCAUGCUUGACGAUAUGAUCCGAGUUGCUUUCUUACCUCAAAUAAAUUAUACCACAAAUGUUGAACCUACCAGUGUAAAACUAAUGGUUGAAUAUCCAGUAGGAACUGACAACAUGGAUGUAUCCGUUGUUACAGCAAAUCAUGGUUACAAAAUUAGUGAAAUACCAUUGGGUAAUAAAUUGUGGAACGUAUUGAUGGACAAUACUCACUUUUCAACGAACUUCCUGCAAAACUUAUAUAACCAUCAAUUGAAAAUAUGCACUGUAUAUCCUCAAAUUUUGGUAAUGAUCGAUAAUAAUAAUAUACCUUAUAAGGUUCCUGAUCAAUGGACUUUGGUAUCUGGCGAUUAUGUAUAUAAAACUUUCGCAGUUUUCGUUAAAGUUGUUGAAAAUAUUAUGAGUACUAAAGUAAUAGUUGGAGAACACGUACUUGAAAUUGUUCCAACUGAAAAUGAAUCAUUGAUCAUGAUUAAUGGUACCGUAGUGGUUAAUCCAUUCAAAAAGGGUAUAGUUGAGCCUCGUGAUGACUAUAGUACUUAUGCCUUCAAGAUUACCGACAAUAACGAGAAUAUAAUCGUACAUUCAAAGCAUGUACCAAUUAAAAUAUUGUGUACUUCCAAUAGCAUGACUAUUAUUAUGGACAGUUUGCUUCAGGGUCAUAUGACUGGAAUAUGUAAAAAUAAUUCUAUUAAUUCGCAUAAAAAGAAACUUCCUAAAAUCUAUAGUACACUGUUCUUUGAACAGUAAAACGUACAAUACGUAAUAAUAACGUAUCUUGAUUAGCGAUAAUAUAUAUUUUAUAAAAUUUA
Vespa crabro (European hornet) is the source of this 4673-nucleotide messenger RNA. RefSeq lists its product as uncharacterized. Gene Ontology annotation, molecular function: lipid carrier activity. The record is from RefSeq and is a predicted model, not a curated record. Gene Ontology annotation, biological process: lipid transport. Lineage: Eukaryota; Metazoa; Arthropoda; Insecta; Hymenoptera; Vespidae.